Molecule: messenger RNA, 2965 nt
Organism: Medicago truncatula (barrel medic)
Lineage: Eukaryota; Viridiplantae; Streptophyta; Magnoliopsida; Fabales; Fabaceae
Product: multiple RNA-binding domain-containing protein 1
Exons: 16
Coding region: 222-2750 (842 amino acids)
Molecular function (GO): RNA binding
Source: RefSeq, a predicted model, not a curated record
CUCGAGAAUCUGGGUUAAAAGUACCCGAUUCAGUUCGACCCAUUUUGUUAUCUUUUUCAACAGACCUAGCCACGCGAAGAACAUAGCUGCACCGUUCUCUCUCUCUCUCUCUCUCUCUCUCUCUCUCCCUUUCCUGAAUUCCGCCUUCUUGAACCACACAUUCACUGCCAGUUUUGUCUACUAUACUCAACUGCAACUGUGCAAUUAUACUAGAAGGAGCCAUGUCCAGGAUAUGCGUGAAGAAUCUCCCUAAAUAUGUUGCAGAGGAUCGACUAAAACAAGAAUUUUCUAGGAAAGGAGAAAUAACUGAUGUCAAGCUUAUGCGUACAAAAAACGGGAAAAGUCGCCAAUUUGCUUUUAUCGGAUUUCGUACAGACCAGGAAGCUCAGGCAGCGAUUAAAUAUUUUAAUAAAUCUUACCUUGACACGCAAGCAAUUACUUGUGAGGUGGCUCAAAAACUUGGUGAUGCAAAUCUUCCUCGUCCGUGGAGUCGACAUUCAACAAAAAAGGACGAUAAAGUGAUCACCACAGAUGUUAGCAAUCAUGCUAGAGCUAAGGAACAUGAAGACAAUUCUAUGGACAUUGAUGACCCAAAGCUUCAAGAUUUUCUUCAGGUCAUGCAACCUCGGGCAAUGUCUAAGCUGUGGGCAAAUGAUACUUCAGUUGUAUCCAAUGAUGGUAACAACCAACCAACACUGAAUAAGGAGACCGAAAGUACAUUAAUUGCAAACCAUCCUAUCUUAAGCGACUCACAUGUAGAUGAGUUACCAAAUAACCCUAAAUCCGACAAGUCGCGUGAUAUUAAGCAUGAUGGAGUAAUUUCUGAUAUGGAUUAUUUCAAGAGUAAAGUGACAACGGAGUGGUCUGAUUCUGAAAGCAGUGAUGAUGACAGCAGUGAUUCGGCGUCUUCUGACGACGAUGACAAAGAUAAACAUAGUCAUGCUACUGAACAUGAAGAAAAUCGUUGUAAUAACCCUUCUGAAACAACCCCAAGAAGUGGUGCUCAAGAGUUAGAUCUAGAAGACCAAAAAAAUACCGUUGGAAAGGAUGUUGCCAAUGAUAAGUCUCAAGUGAAUGCAACUGAGGAAGAGGGGCAAUUAUCAAAUCCAGAAGAUAAGAAAGGAGUUUCUGAGCCGUGUCGACUGUUUGUCCGUAAUCUGCCAUAUUCGACCACUGAGGAGGAAUUGGAAGAGCAUUUCAGUCAGUUUGGCAGUGUCUCACAGGCUCAUUUGGUUGUUGAUAAGGAUACUAAACGAUCCAAAGGAAUAGCUUAUAUUCAUUUUUCAGCUCCAGAGUUUGCAGCCAGGGCGCUAGAAGAGUCGGACAAUUCAAUCUUCCAGGGGAGAUUAUUGCAUGUUAUGCCAGCUAUACCAAGACAUUCAAACAAUGAAGAGAACAAGGACCAAGGCUCUAAAACUCUCAAACAACGAAGAGAUGAAGAAAGGAAAGCAGCUGAAGCUAAAGGAGAUACCAGAGCAUGGAAUAGUCUGUUCAUGCGCCCUGAUACAAUUGUAGAAAACGCUGCUCGGAAACAUGGUGUUAGUAAAAGUGAUUUUCUGGAUCCAGAAGCUGAUGGUCUUGCUUCACGGUAUUCUCUGGCAGAAACUGACGGGAUUAAAGAAACAAAAAAUGCAUUUAGAAAAGCUGGAGUGAACGUGGAGUCUCUGGAGGAGCAUGCGAAGGGUAAAGUUGAUGGCAGGAAAAGAAGUAACCAUGUACUUUUAGCGAAAAAUUUGCCAUAUGGUGCUACGGAAAAUGAUCUUGCAAAGAUGUUUGGGAAAUUUGGUAGUUUGGAUAAAAUAAUUCUGCCCUCGACAAAAACAUUGGCCCUGGUUAUUUUUCUCGAACCAGCAGAAGCUAAAGCUGCUUUUAGAGGUUUAGCUUACAAGCGUUACAAGGAUGCUCCGUUAUACUUGGAGUGGGCUCCUUCCGAUAUUCUUACCCCAAAAUUAACAUCUAUAAAUGAUGAGGUGAAUAUUGUAAUUGGUGAAAAGGAUGUCAAGAGGGGGAUAUUAGAGAAAGACGUGGAAAGAAUAUCAGAUGCUGAUAUUGAUCCAGACAGAAUAGAGGCUCGGUCCUUGUUUGUCAAGAACCUAAACUUCAAGACAACAGACGAGGUUUUGAGGGAACAUUUCAGUGAACACAUGAAGGAGGGGCGGAUUUUGAGUGUCAAGGUGAAGAAGCAUUUGAAAAAUGGGAAAAAUGUUUCUAUGGGAUUUGGAUUUGUUGAGUUUGACUCCACAGAGACUGCUACGAGUGUUUGCAACGAUUUACAGGGGACUGUUUUGGACGGUCAUGCUCUUAUUUUACAACUCUGUCAUGUCAAGAAUGAUGAUGAUAAAGUACAAAAGAAAGUUGAGAAAGAUAAGAGUUCAACCAAGUUACUUGUGAAAAAUGUUGCCUUUGAGGCAACAGAGAAGGACCUGAGACAAUUAUUUAGCCCGUUUGGCCAGAUUAAAAGUUUAAGAUUACCAAUGAAGUUUGGAAAUCAUAGAGGAUUUGCUUUUGUGGAGUAUGUUACUCAGCAGGAGGCACAAAAUGCACUUACAGCACUCUCAAGUACCCACUUGUAUGGCAGACAUCUGGUAAUAGAGAGAGCGAAAGAAGGUGAGAGUUUGGAGGAACUGCGGGCUCGAACUGCUGCUCAAUUUAAUGAACAUAGUGGAUUUCAAGAUACUAACUUAUCCAAGAAAAGGAAGGGCAUCAGUAUGUUAGAUGAAGGAAAUAUGAAGUUUGAAAGGUUUGAUUAGUGCUUCGUUCAAGAAUUUGAGGUUUCUGUAUAUAUCCCGAAGUUCAGGGAUGUCAAUUUUGUAGAUUGUAGUAAAUUGUUUAAUUUGUCGCUGUUUGGUGUUCUUGCAAUUAUUACUAUUUAUUACCAUGUUUAAAAGAUGCAGUAAAAUUAUAUGGUCAUGAAUAUAUUGAGUUUGACAUACUGUAUGGUUAAUAUCACAAUUUUAGGAAUUAA